Molecule: messenger RNA, 3063 nt
Organism: Mercenaria mercenaria
Lineage: Eukaryota; Metazoa; Mollusca; Bivalvia; Venerida; Veneridae
Product: nascent polypeptide-associated complex subunit alpha, muscle-specific form-like
Exons: 5
Coding region: 1-3063 (1020 amino acids)
Source: RefSeq, a predicted model, not a curated record
AUGUACUGCCAGGCGAACACAGCGGCACCGCCUCAGUCCAAAGUCUGCCAGCAAACACAGCGGGCAACGCCUCAGUCCAAGUCUGCCAGGCGAACACAGCGGGCACUGCCUCAGUCCAAAGUCUGCCAGGCUAACACAGCGAACACAGCGGGGCACCGCCUCAGUAAAAAAGUCUGCCAGGCGAACACAGCGGGCACCGCCUCAGUCCAAAGUCUGCCAGGCGAACACAGCGGGGCAACGCCUCAGUCCAAAGUCUGCCAGGCGGACACAGCCGGCACUGCCUCAGUCCAAAGUCUGCCAGGCGAACACAGCGGGCAACGCCUCAGUCCAAAGUCUGCCAGGCAAACACAGCGGCACUGCCUUAGUCCAGAAUCUGCCAGGCUAACACAGUGGGCAACGCCUCAGUACAAAGUCUGCCAGGCGAACACAGCGGCACCGCCUCAUCCAAAGUCUGCCAGGCAACACAGCAGGGCACGCCUCAGUCCAAAGUCUGCCAGGCGACACAGCGGGCACCGCCUCAAUCCAGAGUCUGCCAGGCGAACACAGUGGGGCAUUGCCUCAGUCCAAAGUCUGCCAGGUGAACACAGCAGGCAACGCCUCAGUCCAAAGUCUGCCAAUUGGAAACAGCCGGCACUGCCUCAGUCCAAAGGCUGCAAGGCUAACACAGCAGAGCACUGCCUCGGUCCAAAGUCUGCCAGGCGAACACAGCAGGCACCGCCUCAAUCCAGAGUCUGCCAGGCAAACACAGCGGGGCGCUGCCUCAGUCCAAAGUCUGCCAGUCUGCCAGGCAAACACAGUGGGGCACCGCCUCAGUUCAAAGUCUGCAAGGUGAACACAGCAGGGCACCGCCUCAGUUUAGAGUCUGCCAGGCGAACACAGUGGGCACCGCCUCAGUCCAGAGUCUGCCAGGCAAACACAGUGGGCACCGCCUCAGUCCAAAGUCUGCCAGGCGAACACAGCGGGGCACCGCCUCAGUCCAAAGUCUGCCAGGCAAACACAGCAGGGCACCACCUCAGUCCAAAGUCUGCCAGGCGAACACAGCGGAGCACCACCUCAGUCCAGAGUCUGCUAGGUGAACACAGCGGGCAACGCCUCAGUCCAGAGUCUGCCAGGCGAACACAGCGGGGCGCCCCCUCAAUCCAAAGUCUGCCAGGCGAACACAGUGGGGCAUCGCCUCAGUCCAAAGUUUGCCAGGUGAACACAGCAGGCAACGCCUCAGUCCAAAGUCUGCCAAACGAACACAGAGACACCGCCUCGGUCCAAAGUCUGCAAGGCGAACACAGCGGAGCACCGCCUCGGUCCAAAGUCUGCCAGGUGAACACAGCGGGCACUGCCUCAAUCCAGAGUCUGCCAGGCAAACACAGCGGGGCGCUGCCUCAGUCCAAAGUCUGCCACGCGAACACAGCAGGGUGCCCCCUCAGUCCAAAGUCUGCCACGCGAACACAGCGGGCGCUGCCUCAGUCCAAAGUCUGCCAGGUGAACACAGCGGGGCUCCGCCUCAGUCCAAAGUCUGCCAGCCGAACAAAGCGGGGCACCGCCUCAGUCCAAAGUCUGCCAGCCGAACAAAGCGGGGCACCGCCUCAGUCCAAAGUCUGCCAGCCGAACACAGCGGGGCACCGCCUCAGUCCAGAGUCUGCAAGGCGAACACAGCAGGGCACGACCUCAGUCCAGAGUCUGCCAGGUGAACACAGCAGGCACCACCUCAGUCCAGAGUCUGCCAGGGGAACACAGCCGGAACCACCUCAGUCAAAAGUCUGCCAGGUGAACACAGCGGGGCACCGCCUCAGUCCAAAGUCUGCCAGGCGAACACAGCGGGGCACCACCUCAGUCCAAAGUCUGCCAGGCGAACAAAGCGGGGCACCGCCUCAGUCCAGAAGUCUGCCAGGCAAACACAGCGGGGCGCUGCCUCAGUCCAAAGUCUGCCAUGCGAACACAGCAGGGUGCCGCCUCAGUCCAAAGUCUGCCACGCAAACACAGCGGGUGCCGCCUCAGUCCAAAGUCUGCCAGGCGAACACAGCGGGGCUCCGCCUCAGUCCAAAGUCUGCCAGGCGAACACAGCGGGGCACCGCCUCAGUCCAAAGUCUGCCAGGCGAACACAGCGGGGCACCGCCUCAGUCCAGAGUCUGCAAGGCGAACACAGCGGGCACCGCCUCAGUCCAGAGUCUGCAAGGCGAACACAGCGGGCACCGCCUCAGUCCAGAGUCUGCCAGGCGAACACAGUGGGAACUGCCUCAGUCAAAAGUCUGCCAGGCGAACACAGCUGGGCACUGCCUUAGUCCAAAGUCUGCCAGGCGGACACAGCGGGCACCGCCUCAGUCCAGAGUCUGCCAGGUGAACACAGUGGGGGAUCGCCUCAUUCCAAAGUCUGCCAGAGUCUGCCAGGCAAACACAGCGGGGCGCUGCCUCAGUCCAAAGUCUGCCAGGCGAACACAGCGGGGUGCCGCCUCAGUCCAAAGUCUGCCAGGCGAACACAGCGGGCGCCGCCUCAGUCCAAAGUCUGCCAGGCGAACACAGCGGGGCUCCGCCUCAGUCCAAAGUCUGCCAGCCGAACACAGCGGGGCACCGCCUCAGUCCAAAGUCUGCCAGGCGAACACAGCGGGGCACCGCCUCAGUCCAGAGUCUGCAAGGCGAACACAGCAGGGCACCGCCUCAGUCCAGAGUCUGCCAGGCGAACACAGCGGGCACCGCCUCAGUCAAAAGUCUGCCAGGCAAACACAGCGGGGCACCGCCUCAGUCCAGAGUCUGCUAGGUGAACACAGCGGGCAACGCCUCACUCCAGAGUCUGCCAGGCAAACACAGCAGGCACCGCCCCAGUCCAAAGUCUACCAGGCGAACACAGCGGGGCGCCCCCUUAGUCCAAAGUCUGCCAGGCGAACACAGCGGGGUGCCCCCUCAGUCCAAAGUCUGCCAGGCGAACACAGCGGGGCGCCACAUCAGUCCAAAGUCUGCCAGGCGAACACAGCGGGGCGCCGCCUCAGUCCAAAGUCUGCCAGGCGAACUCAGCGGGCACCGCCUCAGUCCAAAGUCUACCAGGCGAAUCCCUACAAAGGGUACGGUAUGUAA